Cordyceps fumosorosea ARSEF 2679 is the source of this 1065-nucleotide messenger RNA. Its product is annotated as Peptidoglycan-binding lysin domain protein. The record is from RefSeq and is a predicted model, not a curated record. Bases 1 to 1065 code for a protein of 354 amino acids. Lineage: Eukaryota; Fungi; Ascomycota; Sordariomycetes; Hypocreales; Cordycipitaceae. The transcript is spliced from 4 exons.
AUGGUGUACGAGAACUGCACCAACCUUUUGGCAGGGGUAUACUACUGUGUCGAGGCCGUUGGUCAUGUCUCGGACUACCCCGGAUAUGGUGACUUAACCUCGCGCGGCGCUCCCAUCAACCCUAUUUGCGCUACGCCUCUGCCGCAGAAUGGUCCGCUCCUCGGAAAUCUGACCAAUGAAGAGCCCAUAAUUCCGCUUGCGAACGGCACUCGCAAAGAUUGCUACGGCUAUACUUACUUUACUAAUGUUACCGAUAUUCUUUGCCCCAGAUUGCUGGAGCCUAGCAAUGCUCGUGGGGAAUUUAUCUUUUGGAACCCUUCCCUAGCUCAAAGUGCGCAGCAAGGGAAAGCGGAUGAUCCUGAGACCUCACCAACAAUCGACGAACACGACUACACCUACCCAUGCACCCUUGCAGCGAAUACGUCGUAUUGCAUCGUCCUCUCUUCUCCAGUGCCCUCCACGGGCCCCUCACAGCUCCAACGUCCAGCACCACGAGCCGCUGGCGAGAUUGUCAAUUGCACUUCCUGGGCGCUAGUGCAUGACUUCGACACUUUUGCGAGCGCAAUGGGUCUCUACAACCUUGACAUUGAGACUUUCCAUAAAAUGAAACCGACUGUUCAAUCGGAUUGCGCUGGACUCGCUGCAGGAACGUUCUACUGCAUGUCAAUAUGGCCUGGUGGUGGUCUGGACCCCGCGCUUCUCGAGGACGAUGGCGAAGACUUCAACACAACAACGACCCUUGCGUCUUCAACAGCGUCGCAUCCUUCCACGCCAUCCCCCGUCCAGACGGGCAUCGUGAGCGGCUGCAACAAGUUCUACAAGGUCGCCCCGGGCGAUGGCUGCUACGAUAUUGCGCACGCUGUGGCCAUCGACCCAGACGACUUUUACUCAUGGAAUCCCGCCGUCCGGAACGACUGCACUGGCCUACAGGCCAAGGUCUACGUGUGCGUCGGCGCCGAUACCGCCACCCUAACGAUGCCAACAACCACCAUGAUGUCGGGCUUGAGCCCGGGCGCGCCGACACCCACCCAGGACGGCAUGGUCAACGACUGCGUCGGGUUCUAG